AUGGAAGAUUAUAAUUUAUCUUUGACUAAUCCCUUUGUUGCCACCACUGGCGCUCUUUCUGCUGCUGCUUGGUUAAUUUUAUUCAUUGGUGGGUGUGUGGCUCAAUUUCAUGGUGUGAUCUGGUGGAUCAUCAUUUAUGAAUUGGUCUUUGUGGUUGCAAUCAUGGUUGUACUCGGAUUAGGAUUGCUUCCUUCUUAUCAUAACAUGGUCUAUCUCUUCUUGGCGAUCAGUAUCGUGUACUUGACCUACGUCUGUCAAGCAACUCUUUUUGACGUGAACGUGAGCAGCGGUAAUAGGGCUGCGGCUGCUGGUGCAAUUAUUUUGAUCAUCAUGCAGUUCCUUUUGGCCUUCUUAUUGACCUCUCCAGAGGAUUCAUGGUUCCGCUCGUUCGGUACUCGAUCCAUGAGCUACGGAGGUGACCUCUCUCAUCGGUUUGUCAAUACAGUUCGUCCAAACCGUCAGACGCGUGAUACGGGCGGCGCUAUGAGCGAGAAAGAAUUACCUCGCCAUUACAACAACAACGAUACUAAUAGAGCUGACGAUGAAGAAGAAGACAUCGGUGUCGCUGCUUCACCUCGUAACCGAUUCGAGCCUGCUACUGCUUUACAUGGAUAUCAGGGUAGCGCGGAUGAUCCUUCAGAGCUCUCCUUUGAAAAGGGCGAAUUACUCGAAAUCUUGGAUAAGCGUGGAAACUGGUGGCAAGCACGCAAACAAGAUGGUACUACGGGUAUUGUUCCCAGCAACUAUUUUCAAUAA
Rhizopus microsporus ATCC 52813 is the source of this 756-nucleotide messenger RNA. RefSeq lists its product as uncharacterized. Gene Ontology annotation, molecular function: protein binding. Lineage: Eukaryota; Fungi; Mucoromycota; Mucoromycetes; Mucorales; Rhizopodaceae. Bases 1 to 756 code for a protein of 251 amino acids. The record is from RefSeq and is a predicted model, not a curated record. The transcript is spliced from 6 exons.